Molecule: messenger RNA, 1636 nt
Organism: Schizosaccharomyces octosporus yFS286
Lineage: Eukaryota; Fungi; Ascomycota; Schizosaccharomycetes; Schizosaccharomycetales; Schizosaccharomycetaceae
Product: WD repeat protein Crb3
Exons: 3
Coding region: 143-1471 (442 amino acids)
Biological process (GO): DNA-templated DNA replication; rRNA processing
Cellular component (GO): nuclear pre-replicative complex
Molecular function (GO): protein binding
Source: RefSeq, a predicted model, not a curated record
CACCGUUUUUCUCUUGGCUUUAAAUUAGCUAUAUAUCGCUUUUCUACAAAUCAUUUACCGUAGUUUACUGUACAUCCUUAUUCGAAAAUCAGGUUGAGUACCAAAUAUUCACGUUUAAAGAACCAACAUUUGACUAUUCUUGAUGGAGCUUUUAUUAUCGGGAUACGCGGCAACUGAAAAUGAACCGACCAAUGUAAUCGCUCAUAAUUUGCAUACUGGGACGUUGGUCCGUACUUUUCGUCAAAGUACCCCAUUUCCACAAGCUGCUUGUUCUACUAAAACACAUUUGUUGUCCUUCCAAAGACGUAGACCGCAAUUAAAUGUACACGGAUUUGGAAAGGAAAAUUUGGACCAGACUAUUAUUCUUCCAGAAACAAUUAUCUCUUCUGCCGUCAGUCCAUGCGACUCUUGGUUAGUAGGUGGUACAGAGAAAGGCAGCCUAUACAUUUGGUCAAUCCUGUCGGGUGCUCUAAUUCAUGCUUUUCGGGCCCAUUAUCAACCUUUAACACAUGUUUCCUUUUCUAGUGAUGGGAUGUUGAUUCAUACAGCUUCAAAUGAUGGAGACAUCAAUGUCUGGUUGAUGUCUUCUUUGACCGAUCGGUCAAGUAUGGCAGGCUCUACAGUUAAACCUUUUAGGAGUUUCUCUGGACACAAGCGAGCGAUUGUCUCUUUAAUCAAUGGAUCUGGACCUUCCAUAUCUAGCCGUCUUUAUACAGCUAGUGAAGAUAGCACUGUGCGUGUUUGGGAUGUUAGUACCGGUAACCUUUUGACUACCAUCGCUCUCAGUAGCAUGCCUUCUUGUAUGACGAUUGACCCUGCAGAACGUGUAAUAUAUGUCGGUAACGACAAAGGUCUUGUUUGGAUUCCCUUAUACACGAGUUCAACUGCCCAUUCCGAGAAUAACCCUAAUGUGUCGAAAAAUAUUACUAUUCCAUCCUCUGUUCCUUCAGCAAUAGGCGGAUUGGGCAGAGUUGUGGAUGCAAAUGAAAGUAAGGAUGCCCAUACAGUAACUAGUACUUCACCCAUCACAACGAUCACUUUAUCAUUUGAUGCUUCCUUAAUUAUCACUGGUGAUAAAGGUGGUAGUAUUCUCGUAUGGGAUGUUGUUUCCCGUCAAGUUUUAAGACGUCUAAUUCAAUAUUCUACUUCAGUCACAUUCUUGAAAUGUUUGAUUGAUAAAGUAAAUUAUAUUCCUACUACUCAUAAUACGUUUCCCGUCCUAAAGCGCAUGAUUACGGACGAUUAUCUGUAUUCAGAUGUGAAUAUGGUGAUCCAUGAUGAUGGUAUAGAAGAAUUAAUGCAAGCACCUGACACACUAAGUCUCAGUUCUGAGUUAAUGACUCACAAUACAGAAUCAGGGUGGCGUGCAAAAGCGGAAUCUACAGAGAUGGAACUCAAAGAAACAAGAAGACUGUUUAUAGAACUAAGAGGGGUACAUCAAGCUUUAUGGGAAAAAUACCUUCAGAAGUAAUUACUUGGACUUGGAUAUGGUUUACUAUAUUAAUUUGGAAAAAUGGUUUUUUUUUUUUUGCUAUAGACACUAACUGUCGAUUAUAACGUUUGUACAGUGAGGGAUUAAUUAAGUUUUUAACACAAUAUUAGUGGUUUGAAAGACUUUCACAGAACAUCAUUAGGA